Cavenderia fasciculata is the source of this 1320-nucleotide messenger RNA. RefSeq lists its product as uncharacterized. Bases 1 to 1320 code for a protein of 439 amino acids. Lineage: Eukaryota; Evosea; Eumycetozoa; Acytosteliales; Cavenderiaceae. The transcript is spliced from 2 exons. The record is from RefSeq and is a predicted model, not a curated record.
AUGUCACCUGGCAGUCCAACCAAUUUACCGUACCCACUGAUGGACAAGGAAAGCAAAGAACGUUACCUCGGCUACUACUUUAACCAGUUUGGUUUGGUACCACACCUUCCAGAGCGUAUUGACAAGGUAAUCAACGAUUUGAUUAGAUGGAAACCUAAACACAACAACAACUAUAGAGGUAAAUUAGCUUUGCUCAAAACAUAUGGUCUGUCACAAUUAAAUUAUUUCACGUACCUUGAAUCACCUAGUCACGAGGCAAUCACCAGAUUGGAAAAGGUUAUUGAUUGGUUCAUGUUCAGCAACGACCGUCAGUACGACCCAACCAAGCCAACCAAAAGAACCAUGUCCAAGAAACGCUCCAUACGAUCGAUCGACCAAGGUGGUCUCAACCUCUGGGACCUCAACGCUAGAUUCCGUGCCCAAAAGGCAUGGAUGUUCGAAAGGUUCCUCCACGAGGUAAAGAACGACCGAGUUGCAAAGGUUUCCUUUGCCCAAUCAUGGAUGGACCAACUCAACCAAGACAAACCAAACGAUUUUGUCCGCCUCUGCCGCAGCGAGUGGGAAAAGCUUACCCAACCCUACGACGUCAGCAGAGAGGCUGUACCCAAGCCAGCAAUGGAACCAGACAAAAGAGGAAGAGUACCUCUCAAACAAGUGUACCUCCAAAGGCUAACCAUAGCCAACGAAAAGUGGAAUGUGUACGACCCGACCCCAGGCCAAAAGAUCUUAGCAACCGACGACAGAGUGUAUCCAAUGAAUGCACUAGCUGCUCUCUCUACCAUCGUACUACCAAAGGGUCGAGAUCUGGUUUGGAAGUAUGUAACCAAAUGUCUCCCGCUCGUCAGGGGUGACCCAGUCGCUUCAAUCUGUGUAUCGUGUGGCAAAGAUGAAUCUUCCAAGCAUUUGUUCUUUCAAUGCAAGGAGACCACACUACCAGUAAAGUUACUGAAAGAGGUUACUGCUGCCAACAACAUUACACCACCAGUUUGGGACAUCACCCUCCUCAACCUCAAACAAACUCCAAUGACUAUAAACUUGGUCGCUGCAACACUAGAACGAAUAUGGUUCCGACGUAAUGAUCUACGUCACCAAAGAGAUGAACCUUUCACUGAACAAUACCUGCGAGCUAGAUUGAUAAGUGAUAUGCGACAUAUUAUAAAAGUAAACUGGGACAAGACGCCAUUGGGCUCGGGGGAAAGAAUGUUACAUAGAAAAGAAAUGCUUUCUCCCUUUAUAAAAGCAUCGAUGUUAAAAAAAACAGAUACAACCAAUCAUCAUGUUUGUAAAUACAUACAACCAUUUAUAUCCAUCACUGCCUAA